This is a messenger RNA of Chaetomium fimeti, 1782 nucleotides long. RefSeq lists its product as uncharacterized. Lineage: Eukaryota; Fungi; Ascomycota; Sordariomycetes; Sordariales; Chaetomiaceae. Bases 69 to 1670 code for a protein of 533 amino acids. The record is from RefSeq and is a predicted model, not a curated record. The transcript has 2 exons.
AGGCUCUGGUGCGUCGCGGGGCACAUAACUUGUGAGGUCCAUGUUCACGUCCAUGGAAAGCCGCGGCCAUGGCUAUCCCAACCUCCACACUGUCCCUUUCCACGACAUGUCUCGCAGUGACUAGACCUGCCUCAACCUACACGGCGCAGUACUCGAGCGGGGAGGUCGCGUUCCUGCCCACCACAACAUACACAGCGCCGACCACCAUACUCCACACCUACCCGGCGACCAUCGAAGCACGCUGUUUCACCCUCGGUCCGGGCCAGACAGUUCCGCCCGGGGUAUCUUUCGUCGGCGCGUCCUGCUCGACCGACUACUACCCGGGCAGCACGGAAACAACCACGUACACGCAAACGCCCGGCCAGCCGCGCGUGGCGUUCGGGGAGACCCUGGAUGUCUACACGGGGACGACGACGCGAUACACCACCGCAACUUACACCAUUGAGCCGCGGACCGACAUCUCAUGCCGCACCAUACCUGACGUGCACAACCCGGCCACCUGCGACAGCGUCACGCCGCUGACAUGGGCGUCGCUGAUCCUGACCUUUAUCAUCGUGCACCUUACCUGGUGGCUGUUCGACCUGCCGCUGCUGUGGAAGAAACGGGAGUCUGAUGAUAACCCCCAGUACCAGGACCAGCACCAGUACCAGGACCCGCACCAGUAUCAAAACCAGCUCGACAACCGCAACAACACCACCACCAACCCCAAGCCCGACGCGGCAGCCGACGCCAACGACCGCGUCGGCCUCGCCGGCUUCCUCUUCGCCAUCGCAUGGGCGUGCCUGCGGUCCAACGCGCCCGGGUGCGCGGCGCUGUACGCGCUCGUCGCGGGCCGCGGCACGGGCGAGUACGCGGCGCUGUACUACCUGGGCGUGCGGCGCGAGCGGGACGGGCGCGCGCCCGAGUUUACGACCUGGAAGCUGGUGACCUGCGUCGGGGCGGACUUGUUGAGUCUGGCUGUGGUGGGUGUGACGGUGUAUCAGGCUUGUACGCUGCCCGAGUAUUCGCCGAGGCGGUGGGGGGUCAGUCUGUGGGCGUAUCCGUCGUUGCCGACGGCGUUGAUUGGGCUGUGUUUGUUGGUGGGGAAGUAUUGCUUCCCGCGCACGCGGCGGGCGGCGGUGGGGUUGGUGGUCAUGGUGGUGGGUGUUGUGGUGGUGGUCGGGGCGGCGCUGGCGCUGCUGCUGUGGCGGUUCGACCGGCCAAACGAUACGUGGUUUAUGUCGGUUCUCUUCUACGGCUUCAUGGCGUUCCCGGCGGUGCUCUUUGGGGGUCCUUUCGUUCUCCUCGCCAUCGCGUAUGGCUGCUUCGGUCGCAUCGGCGGCGUCACCGUGGCCGCGUGGCAGCAUUACGCCGGCGGUCAGCCGUACUGCAAGAUGCCCGGCCUGGGGUUUGCCGUCGUGUACCUGACCUUGGGACUCAUAUCUGCGUUGCUUGCCCUCCUCGCAAUGGCUCUAUAUCACACGGACGUGGGCUGGCGGACAUGGUAUAAGUCUCUGGAUCCGCAAGCUUCGCCGACUGGUAUUUCAGGCUUGGAAACCAGGACUUGGGAACCGAACGAGGGGAGCCAGAAUAAUGUCACGUACUAUUUCGGGUCUGUGACUCAACGUUUUGCAACUGAAGCUGUUGAGGCACUUGUCGACGAAAGGAAACUCAAGUGGACGAUCCCUUGAGAAGGAUAUCGUCCAUGAAUUCUGGUCUACCGACCGACGAUAUCAUUUACAAGCAAUCCAACAUGGUCAAUAUACGAUCUAGGAUGAGAGGGAAGCUUGGCAGACGAGCAGG